UCUCAAAAGCGAUUGAUAGCACACAAAAAUCGUGGUCCAGCAUUGUUCACCAAUGGUAACGAAUGCUUUUCUUUCUUGUUAACAUUAUUGAUUUGAAUAAUAAUGGAUUGCAACCUCAGCUUUUCUCUGGCUCUAUGUGGCCUGUACUCUUCAUUAUAUCGUGAGAGCUAUGUUAAUCACAAUGUACUCGUGCUAUAUAAAGAUACCGAUAUUCUUGUAUCGAUCUCUGACCUUUCUGUCCAGGUUAAGACUUGCCGUCAACCCUGACCCGGAAAUACUAUCUUUGUGUAAUUCAAUCGAUCAACCUGUUAUACGUGUUUUUCACCAUGGAUACGAUAUUUAUUUAGAACCCAUCUUUAAUGUAACUGCAGACCGCCACAAUCCACGAUACUUUUGUUCGGUUUCCAAUAAGAAUGGAUUUGUCCAAACUUGAAUCAAUUUUCGGAAAACAUCUACUUACAAAAGAAGGAAAAGUUAGCACUGGAGUAGCACUAAAAGGGAAGACUACGUUAUGUUUAUAUUUUUCCGCUCAAUGGUGUCCGCCUUGCCGACAGUUCACCCCAGUCCUGAGCGAGGUGUACAGCAGCGAAGAAAAGGGCACUGAUGUUGAAGUCGUGUUCAUCAGUUCCGACAGAGACGAAGCAUCAUUUGAUGCGUACUAUGGCAAAAUGCCCUGGUGUGCUUUACCAUUUGAUGCGGCUAAUGAAAAGGCAGACUUGUCCAAGGAGUAUGGAAUACGGGGUAUUCCUACAUUAGUGAUCCUCAAAAAGGACGGCACUGUGGAAAAGAACGGAAGAGAACACGUAAUGGAAAAGAAAAAGCUGAUGUUUGAUUAAAGUACUUGACAGUACCAGUACAGUAGUGACUGGGAGUCAUAUACAAGUUACCUUAUAACACCAAUCAUAACCUGUGCGAGAUGUUUUUUAAAACUUAUAAUCAGCAAUAUAUACUCGUAUUAGACGGAGAUCACCAUCAGCUCUGUCUUGUUUCCGUUUAAUGAUAAAUAAAAUAUAUAUGUAAGAACCACCGGCAAA
Pecten maximus is the source of this 1034-nucleotide messenger RNA. RefSeq names its product tryparedoxin-like. NCBI's taxonomy places the organism in Eukaryota, Metazoa, Mollusca, Bivalvia, Pectinida, Pectinidae. The transcript is spliced from 4 exons. The record is from RefSeq and is a predicted model, not a curated record. Bases 414 to 836 code for a protein of 140 amino acids.